AUGAGGUUCCUUAACCUGUUGUUUGUGGCAGGAGCCGCGGCGCUCUCCCAAGCACCCUUCCUGGACACCCCGGAAGUGGAGGGAUUCCAAACAUUUCAAAGUCAAUUCUCAGAGCACCACUCCAUCCGCAUCAAACGGCAGCAGAACGAUACCCUGUGUGAUGCCCGCUCGAAGCAAUACACCGGCUGGUUGGACGUCGGCUCCAAGCACUUCUUCUUCUGGUACUUCGAGUCGCAGUACAAGCCGUCCGAGGACCCGCUGCUGCUAUGGCUCACAGGCGGACCUGGCGGAUCCAGCAUGAUUGGCAUGCUGCAAGAGAACGGACCCUGUUUGAUCAACGAGUAUGGCAAUGGGACCGUGCAUAACGAGCAUGGAUGGAGUAAGAACGCGAAUAUCAUCUAUGUUGACCAGCCGGCGGGCGUUGGAUUCAGCUAUGUCGACGAGGGAACGCCAAUUCCGGGGACAAGCUUCACUGCUGCUGAGGAUAUGCACCAUUUCCUGCAGCUGUUCACAACGGACGUGUUUCCGAAGCUGAAGGGGCAGGAGUUCCAUAUCACUGGAGAGAGCUAUGCUGGGCACUAUGUUCCUACUUUGGGCGCCCAGAUAGUGUCUCAGAACCUGCUAUAUCCCAAGCGACCGCAGGUGAACCUUCAGUCCAUCUUCGUCGGUAAUGCCUAUGUCAGUCCCCUCGACACAGCUUUUGGCUAUUGGGAGACGCUUUGCACAACAAACCCUGGCGUCGACUCGCCCAUCUUCAAUCAGACACGCUGCGACAUCAUGGCGAACAACCUUCCACGCUGCCUCGAGCUUGCACGAGUCUGCUACAAGCACCCGGAUUCCGCAAUCUGUCUUGCUGCCGAGGGGGUAUGCUGGAACGGUGUGAUCGUGCACUACGACGGCGAGUCUGGCCCCGGAGGCCGCAAUCGAUUUGACAUCACGCGUCACUGCGACACAGGCGACGGCUUCUGCUACACCGAGAUUCCUAAAAUUGACGAGUACCUCAACCUGCCAUGGGUGUACGAAGCUCUGCACGUGCCAAAGGCAGUUGGCAGCUACAGUGUUUUCUCAGAACCGGUCGACGAUGCCUUCUCGCUGACGAACGAUUACAUGAUAACCAUGCAGCCACAGGUACUCGCACUGCUGGAGAAUGGCGUGGAUGUGCUCUUCUACCAAGGCAACUUGGACCUUGCGUGCAACACGGCAGGCAACCUGCAAUGGGCCAAUUCGAUGUCAUGGAAGGGUCAGCCGGCAUUCGUGGCGCAGGGCAAGCAAACGUGGAAGGUCGGAAAGCAGGAAGUCGGCUGGUUCAAGGAGGUCAAGGUCGUGACUGGCAGCGGCAGAGAGACAACUUUUGCUCUUAGCACGGUUGAUGGAGCGGGGCACAUGGUGCCAUACGACAAGCCGAAGGAGGCGCUUGCGUUGGUGGAUAGAUGGUUGAACGUGCGCAGCUUCAAGUAG
This is a messenger RNA of Didymella exigua CBS 183.55, 1458 nucleotides long. RefSeq names its product carboxypeptidase Y precursor. Lineage: Eukaryota; Fungi; Ascomycota; Dothideomycetes; Pleosporales; Didymellaceae. Gene Ontology annotation, molecular function: serine-type carboxypeptidase activity. The record is from RefSeq and is a predicted model, not a curated record. Gene Ontology annotation, cellular component: fungal-type vacuole. The transcript is spliced from 4 exons. Bases 1 to 1458 code for a protein of 485 amino acids. Gene Ontology annotation, biological process: proteolysis.